Messenger RNA from Trifolium pratense (red clover), 4713 nucleotides. Its product is annotated as histidine kinase 2. The record is from RefSeq and is a predicted model, not a curated record. The transcript is spliced from 13 exons. The coding region runs from base 642 to 4271 and encodes 1209 amino acids. Gene Ontology annotation, molecular function: phosphorelay sensor kinase activity. Gene Ontology annotation, biological process: phosphorelay signal transduction system; phosphorylation. NCBI's taxonomy places the organism in Eukaryota, Viridiplantae, Streptophyta, Magnoliopsida, Fabales, Fabaceae.
GGACAUUUUUUCUUUGAAAAAUAAAGUUAUUAUCUCAGCAAAAAUGCAAGGUGAUGUGCACUAUCUUCCACUCUUGAUGCUCUUUUUUGGUUGAUCAGAGUUCAGUGAGGCAGAAAGAACCUGUUAUAGAAAAACUACAAAAUUUUCUUCCUCUCUCUCUCUCUCUCUCACACACCACAAUUCUCAAUUCUCUCUUCUCUCUCACUCAUUCACUCCCCAAAAAAGACAACAACACAACUGUCUCUGAUUCACCUUGUUGUGUGGUUUGUUGAAGUGUUAUUAUUACUUCAUGUGUUGUUACUCUUCCACUUCUUGUUUUUGUUUCAUAGAUAUCCACAAAAACAAAACUAACUUCAGGACCACUUACAAAGACAUUAUUGUCCUUGGGUUUGUAUUUCAUCAAACUUUUACCCUUUUUUGAUGUUUUGUUCAUAAAGAAUCAAACUUUAUGAGUUUUGAGUAGUGGGUUUAGUGAGAGAAUUUCUGGGUUUGCUUCAAUUUUUGCUUUUUAAGUCUUUUGAAGAUUCAUGUUAUGGUGUUUGGUUGUUCAGUUUUUUUUUUUUAAUGUUCUACCAAACAAGUGGUUUUUGCUUUUACCUUGAAUCUUCAUUGAAGAAAAAAAGUUGGUAAAUUUUUUAAGGAUGUCUGUGAAUGGAAGAGUUUCUGGUUCAAAUGGAAGAUUAUCAUCAUCAAAAAUGAAGUCUUGGAAAGGAAAUGAGUCUUUGCAUGUGUCUAAUUCUAGUACAACAUGUAGGUGGAAACUGUUUCUGUUUUGGGUUUUUGGUGUUGUUUUUAUAGGGAGUGUUUGGUUUAUCUUUAGUAGUUUCAAUAGUAAGCAUUUGAGUAAUGAAUCAGCUUGUGAAAAGAGUACAGAAACAUUGCUACAACGUUACAAUGUCAGUAGGAAACAGCUUAAUGCUUUGGUUUCAUUGUUCUCUGGAUCAGAUCAGAUUUUGUCGAAUUGUAUUGAUGAAAGAAGACUUCAAAUGCUGUUAAGCAGUGGCAUAAUCAACACUCCUCCACAGUCUCUGUGUCCAAAGAAUCAGGAGCUACAAAAGGAGCGUAGAUAUGUUGCAGAAUUUAUAGAACAAUGUCCAAUUCUUGAUGAUUUUGUUCACACAAGGCUUGGAUUAUCAUUCCCUUGGAAAACAUAUGUAACAUUGGACUCUCCACUUUUGUCCAAUUGGUUUAAUGUUUUGUUCUGUGGAAAGGUGCUGUUGGGUCCUUAUUGGAAUUAUACUAUCAAUUUAUCUAGUUUAGUUAAAGGAUGCUGUUGGGUCCUUAUUGGAAUUAUACUGUUCCACAAGUUGUGUGGCUUCUGUUUACUACGAAAGAGUCAAAAGCAGAAGAAGGUAGUUAAGAAGCAUCCAGCUGCUCAACAAAAGCGGAUUCAACAUUCUAUGCACGGUCAUUCAAAGGCUUCUGGGAGGUGGAGAAAAAAGUUGCUAGUUAUUUUUCUGUUACUUGGAAUCUUUGGUUCUGGAUGUUUAUUUUGGUACAUGAGUUCAGACAUUGCGCAAAGAAGAGUAGAAAUGCUUGCCACUAUGUGCGAUGAGCGAGCCCGAAUGCUGCAAGAUCAAUUUAAUGUGAGCAUGAACCAUGUCCAUGCUCUCGCUAUUCUUGUGUCUACAUUUCACCAUGGUAAACAUCCUUCCGCAGUUGACCAGAAUAUUUUUGGAAAAUAUACCGAGAGUUCAGCAUUUGAGAGACCACUUACUAGUGGUGUUGCUUAUGCUUUGAAAGUUCUGCAUUCUGAUAGGGUGCAUUUUGAGAAGCAGCACGGAUGGACAAUUAAGAAUAUGGAAGCCGAGAACGAGGCACUAGUUCAAGAUUGUAUUCCAGAAAACUUGGAUCCGGCGCCCAUUCAAGAUGAAUACGCACCAGUCAUAUUUGCUCAAGAAACAGUUUCUCAUAUUGUAUCUAUUGACAUGAUGUCAGGGAAGGAGGAUCGCGAGAAUAUUUUGCGAGCAAGGGCAUCCGGAAAGGGUGUUCUGACGUCCCCUUUUAAACUACUGAAGUCCAAUCACCUAGGUGUUGUACUUACAUUUGCUGUCUAUAACUCUGAACUUCCUCCAGAUGCUACACCCGAUCAGCGUAUUGAAGCUACUGCAGGGUAUCUUGGUGCAUCUUAUGAUGUUCCAUCACUCGUGGACAAACUUCUUCACCAACUUGCCAGCAAGCAAACCAUUGUUGUCAAUGUUUACGACACAACUAAUGCAUCUGCACCUAUUACAAUGUAUGGUACUGAUGUUAUUGAUACUGGCUUACUACACAUAAGUGGUCUAGAUUUUGGGGAUCCGCUACGAAAACAUGAGAUGCACUGCAGGUUCAAGCAUAGGCCUCGAUUACCUUGGACACCAAUAUAUGUAUCUGUGGGGGUAUUUGCUAUUACCUUUCUUCUGGGACAUAUAUUUCAUGCAGCGAUAAAUCAAAUAGCUAAAGUGGAGGAUGACUAUCGUCAAAUGAGAGAGCUCUUAGUUCGUGCUGAAGCUGCCGAUGUCGCAAAAUCUCAGUUUCUUGCGACAGUUUCACAUGAGAUCAGGACUCCAAUGAAUGGUGUUUUAGGUAUGCUGCAAAUGUUGAUGGACACUGACCUUGAUGACAGUCAGAUGGAUUUUGCCCAAACUGCUCACACGAGUGGUAAAGAUCUUAUAUCGGUCAUUAACGAAGUUCUAUAUCAAGCUAAGAUUGAGGCAGGCAAACUUGAACUUGAAACUGUAGCUUUUCAUCCACAAGCUAUUCUAGAUGAAGUUCUAUCACUUUUCUCUGAAAAGGCCAAUGAAAAAGGAAUUGAGUUGGCUGUUUAUGCAUCCAACCAAGUACCUCAAGUUGUCAUUGGCGAUCCUAAACGCUUCAGGCAAAUCAUUGCCAAUCUUGUUGGCAAUUCACUUAAGUUCACUCACGAUAAAGGACAUGUUUUUGUCUCGAUUCAUCUGGCAAAAGAAGUGAAGAAUCCCCUUGAUAUCACAGAUGCAGUGCUAAGAGAAGGCUUAAUGAAUCAGGACAUAUCAGAAAGAACAUGUAAUAAUACAUUGAGUGGAUUUCCUGUAGGCAACAGAUGGAAAAGCUGGGAAAAUUUUAAAAAGUUAAAAUUGAUGGAUGAGUCCGAAACUAUUCAACUACUUGUAACUGUUGAGGACACUGGUAUAGGAAUUCCUACCGAUGCACAAAGCCGCAUAUUCACACCUUUCAUGCAGGCUGAUAGUUCCACAUCCAGAACAUACGGUGGAACUGGAAUAGGAUUAAGCAUUAGUAAAUGUCUAGUUGACCUCAUGGGAGGAGAAAUUGGAUUUGUAAGCGAGCCUAAAAUCGGAAGUACUUUUUCAUUCACUGGAAAUUUCAGAAAAGGAGAAACCAAAUCUCUGGAUGAAAAGUGGCAGCAGAAGUAUAAUCCUUUUGUCUCCGAGUUCCGAUGUUUGAAAGCAUUAGUAAUAGAUAGAAGAAAAAUCCGUGCCGCGGUUACAAGAUAUCACCUGCAAAGGUUAGGGAUGUCUGUGGAUGUUAAUUCCAGUCUUCAAGCUGCAUGCUUUUGUCUAUCUGAUACUUGCAAGUCAAGUAUGUCAAAGCAGUUGGCCAUGAUUCUUAUCGACAAGGAUUCCUGGGACAACGAAUGUAGUAUCUUAUAUGCAAUCAAGAAACAAAGACAAAAUGGCAUCAAAGAGGACACAUUAAACUUUCCAAAGAUUUUUCUCCUGGCCAACGAUCUUAGCCAUAGUGAACGUAACGAGUUGAAGUCGGCUGGUAUCAUAGAUGAUAUACUAAUGAAGCCUCUUUGGCUAAGUGUUCUGAUUCAGUACUACAGAGAGAAAGUAUUCAAACUUGAAAAUUUAUUAAUACAGAAACGGAUUUUGGUGGUUGAUGAUAAUGCAGUAAACAGAAAAGUUGCUGAAGGUGUUCUUCGGAAAUAUGGGGCAGUAGUUACAUGUGUUGACGGGGGUAAGGCUGCUCUAAAGAUGCUCAAACCACCACAUAAUUUUGAUGCUUGUUUCAUGGAUCUUCAAAUGCCGGAAAUGGACGGUUUUGAGGUCACGAGGCAAAUCCGCUAUAUGGAGAACGAGGUAAAUGAAAAAAUCACUGGUGGGGAAGCAUUGGCGGAGAUGUUUGGGAAUGUUUCUUAUUGGCACAUUCCAAUACUAGCUAUGACAGCUGAUGUAACUCAAUCAUCGAACGAAGAAUGCAAAAAAUGUGGGAUGGAUGACUACGUGUCAAAGCCAUUUGAAGAAGAUCAACUCUAUAUGGCAGUCACACGUGUUUUCAAUUUCGGUUCAUAGUAGUAACAUCUCUCAUUGACACACUGCAAUACUAGCUACUACUACUACAGCUGAUGUAACUCGGCCUUCGACAGAAGAAUUCAGCACAAUGGAUCAGAAUCGAUCUCAGCUAUGACCAUGUGUAGAUAUGAAAAUUGAUGUCAACCGUGCUAAUUAUCACUCAUUGUAGAAGAGGUCAACAGGAGUCAUAACUAAUUUGUGUGUACAUAUUUUUUUCUUUGUGUAUUCAUUUCUAGCAAGUAAGAUAUAUAAGAUAAUAUUCAUUUCUAGCUAGUAGGAUAUAUAAGUUAAAAUGUUAAUAGUCAUGUCAUCAUUAAUUCAUUUUUUGGGGGCUAAGAUGGAAAGAAAUGAAAGAUAUCUGAACCCUCAGAAGUUUGUAAAAUAUAAAUCAUUACACAGUAUAGACUAUAGUAGUAUGAGAAAUGUAUCAUUAUUCUUGUGA